Parnassius apollo (apollo) is the source of this 1041-nucleotide messenger RNA. NCBI's taxonomy places the organism in Eukaryota, Metazoa, Arthropoda, Insecta, Lepidoptera, Papilionidae. The record is from the annotation of a GenBank genome assembly.
AUGAAUUUAUCGUUCCAUAAACCAAAAAAAGACCAAUGCAGUUUAUGCAUGACAUACAGAGAAGGUACAAGCGAGGUGAAAGAGAAGCUGCAGAAUAAAUAUGAUGCACAUAUUAUAGAAAAAGAAGAAGUACGACGAAUUAAAAACGAAUGCAAGAAUCGAGCAAUACAAAAUAUAACCACUUGUUGUGCUUCGUUCGAUUUACAGCAAGUCAUCUAUUUGCCACAAUCCAAUGAAAGUGCUCUUUUUUAUAAAAGACGUUUGGCUAAUUAUAAUUUCACAAUUUAUGAUUUAGCCUCCAAAGACUGUAUAUGCAACUUAUGGAAUGAGACAAUCAGUAGAAGAGGUGCCUCUGAAAUUUCUACUUGUGUUUAUUAUUUCUUAACAAAUUGUGAUAGAAAGAGUGUGAAAGAAGUAUUCUUAUUUUGCGAUGGCUGCUCAGGCCAGAAUAAAAAUUCCGUGAUGGCGGCUAUGCUCUUAUACUUAAUAAAUAAUUGUGAAUCUAUUGAAGAAAUUAGUUUACGAUACUUCUGUUCGUUCCAUGGGCAAAGCGAGGGCGAUUCUGUCCAUAGCGCGAUAGCAUUUGCAAUGGCAAAGGCUGGGAACGUCUUUGUUCCAUGCCAAUUGGAGCCGAUCAUACGAUUGGCACGCAAAAAUCCAUACGAAGUCAAGGUACUCAAUUACAAUGAUUUUAAGGAUUUUAAAAAUCUUGCCUUAAAGUUAAGGUUACUUAAAUUAAAAAACGAUAACCAGACAGCCGCCCUCUUUAAAUGGACAGAUGUUAUGGAGUUAAAAGUCUCACGAAAGUCUCAAAGUAGUCUAUUUUUUAAAACGAGUCACAAGGAUAAAGAAUACAGAUCGAUAUCAAUAAAAAGACAAGAUGUUAAAUGGCUGAAGGAAGAGGUGGGACAUUUAAAUAAAUCUCAUUAUGAGAUAUCUAAAGAAAAAUAUAACGAUUUAAUUUCUAUGUGCAGGGGAGAGACCCCUUUGAUAAGAUGCCGGGAAUAUCAAACUUAUUAUGAAAUCCUACCACAUCAAUAA